AUGGCCCCCGGGUGGACGAGGAUCCCACUGCGCCUCUUUCUCCUGGGAGCUGCCCUGGCCCUCACGGGAGCCCUCUUCUGUCACCGGGGCAUCCUGAUCCGCCUUGGGAGAAUCCCCACCCAGUUCCUGGCCAACUGGACGCUAUCGCAGGAGCAAUGUGAUGAAGAGGACAUGUGUCAGGACACCAUUCUGAUCUUAGAGACAGAACUGCAGGGCAUCAUCAUCGCCACCAAAGGGUGCUUCCGCGAGACCCUGCAGGAGCCCACCGUCGUCAAGUACACGCAGCCCCCCGGCGUGGCGGCCACGUCCUACACGCACUUCUGCUCCACCGACUUCUGUAACAAUUACACUGACCCGAAGCCGCUGACGAAGCCCCCCAGAGGGGCAGGUGAGAACCAGAGCGGCCCAGCCUUGGAGCAGCAUCUCUGACUCCUGCUGUGCGCUCAAGCAGGGCCCUUCCGCUCUCCGGGCCUCAGUCUGCUGCUCUGCAUGGUGGGCCCGUCCCAGACGAGGUUCCGUGGAGCUCCAUGGACCAGAUGGGCCCUAAAUCCCACGGAGACCCUGACAUUGUCCCAGCCCAAUCCUUGUGACCCACCUGGGGUUUUCGAGCAAAGUUUUCAGAGGGUUUGCUGUUUCCUUCCCAGAUGAGGAAACUGAGGCAAUUGCCCAGGGUUCCAGGGCCGGACAGCUAGUAAGUACCAGAGGCGGGAUUUGCACUUGGGUCCUCCCGAGUCUGA
This is a messenger RNA of Antechinus flavipes (yellow-footed antechinus), 737 nucleotides long. RefSeq names its product testis-expressed protein 101-like. Gene Ontology annotation, cellular component: plasma membrane; plasma membrane raft. NCBI's taxonomy places the organism in Eukaryota, Metazoa, Chordata, Mammalia, Dasyuromorphia, Dasyuridae. The coding region runs from base 1 to 429 and encodes 142 amino acids. The record is from RefSeq and is a predicted model, not a curated record. The transcript is spliced from 3 exons.